AUGGCGUUGAGCGCUGUAGCGGAAGAAUAUUUUCGUUCAAUGAACCCUUUGGCUGCAAAAAUACAUGAAGAUGUAAUUGAAGCUAAAAAUGCAUACGAAAAUAUUUGGGAAACACUCACCGAAAAAGAAAAGACUGAAAUUAUAAAUGAAUCGAUAAUAAAGCCAGAGAUAGCUCUGAAAUAUGCACUUCUAGACACCCUGGAGUUUGACUUUAACGACCCACCAGUGUGGAAAGAUGAUCUCAUGUCGUUCUUCGGGAGGGAGCAUGGACAGAGGGUCAUUCAAGAUGAACAUACAUCAUUCAAAGAUGAACACUCUGCUCCUUUCCUCUAUCAAACAAAAAGCCAAUUGAACCUGUGUGUACUCAGUGAACACCGAACGCCCAAAGAUGUAAAACCAACAUCACCUCUUCCAGUCAUGUCUGAACUUGCCAUAUCUCAUUCCAAAGUUGUAUCUGAACUUAAAAAUGCUUUAAAAUCACAUGAAGCUAUGAAAACUUACAAGGAAGACCAAGAAGUCACUUCACCAGGGUUCAUUAGUAAGUUUAUGAGCAACUUUAAGAGCAAAGAUGAGGAGCGGGAGUGUCUUGUUGGUGGUGUUCAGGCUCAUAUUGUUGCUUCAUCAGAUAACUUCUUCAAGACUAAUUUCAAGAGCCCUCAGAACGAGAGAUAUGACAGAGAAUACAGGAACAGCAUUGUGAAAUCUAGUAGUGAUCUCUCUGAAGAGAACCGUGGUUUGUUGUCGUCGAGUCACGCGUCAUCAGGCACUGACUUCCAAUCCACAGAGACUCUCACCGAGUCGACAUUGCCAAAGACUGGUUUCGAUUUCUUAGAUAACUGGUAA
Messenger RNA from Diatraea saccharalis (sugarcane borer), 843 nucleotides. NCBI's taxonomy places the organism in Eukaryota, Metazoa, Arthropoda, Insecta, Lepidoptera, Crambidae. The record is from the annotation of a GenBank genome assembly.